Messenger RNA from Dracunculus medinensis (Guinea worm), 654 nucleotides. Lineage: Eukaryota; Metazoa; Nematoda; Chromadorea; Rhabditida; Dracunculidae. The record is from the annotation of a GenBank genome assembly.
CCCAUCUUUGGCUUAUUCUUGGCUCUACUUAUAAUUUUAUCAAUAUUGGUUCUAUUACUCGUCUUAUUUAUGGCUAGAUUUUGUUGUUGUUGUGCACGAUCAAAUAAAGAUCAAUAUAUUGUGACACCGAUUCCAAAAUAUAAAACUAUGGAACCACUUUUUAUAUCUACACCAGCACUUACAGAGCCAUUUUAUGGAGCUCAUUUCGAUGCGAUAUAUAGUACACCUUAUUCAGGCACACCUCUUCCGCCACCACAUUUCCCUAGAUUAGAAAUUCAUCCUGCACGAAGCGCUAGUAUUUCUCAAACAGCUACGCCAGUUUCAACUCAUAGACAUCGAAUUCGACCAUUUCCACAUACGCAAAUCACGCGUAGCUUCUCACCUAGUGAAACACCAUUACCGAGUAGUAGGCAAGAAAUUUCGAAAGUUGACGAUUCAACGCAAGUAAUUUUUAUUUUCUCGAAUAUUUCUGAUUCUGACUCGUUUUUAGCUAAGCGAUCGGAUUCACGAUCUGAUGAACCGUCCACAUCAUUGCCUGUGGCUCCUGAUGUAGCAAGCCUUCAGCGAUCAAUUGGUUAUGCCGAGUCCGAUCUUUCCUUUCUUGAUCCACGCAGGAAGCUUGAAGUACAAACACGAACAGAUUUUUUCUAUUAA